CGGGAGCGCCCGCUGGCGGCCGCGGCUGCCUGGCUCGGUGUGGCUGAGCUCGGCCGGCUGGCUGGCGGCGGCGGCGGGAGCUGCGUGGGGCUCGGCGGGGAUGUCUUCGUCGCCGUGCGCUGCUGCCGCCGCGGCGCCACUGGCCGAGCUGCUGGGCGAGGCGCUAGCGGCGCCCGACGGCUCGGCGGUGCCCGUGGCCUCGCUGCUGGCGCGGGGCGUCUCUCUCGUGGGGCUCUACUUCGGAUACUGUGGCGCCGGCAGCAGCGCAGCCGGAGCAGCCGCCGCCGGAGUGGCAGGAGCCGGAGCCGGGCCGGGCGCGCAGCUGGCCGCUAGCUUGGCCGCCUUCUACGCGCGCUUCCAGCCGGCCCGAGGCGAAGCCGGAGCCGGAGCCGGAGCCGGAGCGGCGCCCGAGCAGCAGCGGCAGCAGCGCCUGGAGAUCGUCUUCGUGUCGGCCGAGCAGGAUCAGCAGCGCUGGCAAGAAGCCACGCGGGCCAUGCCGUGGCUGGCGCUCCCCUUCGCCGACAAGCGCCGGAAGUUGAAACUCUGGAACAAGUUCCGAGUGUCCAACAUUCCCUCGCUGAUAUUUAUAGAUGCCACUACGGGAAAGGUUGUGUGCCGGAACGGCCUCUUGGUAAUUCGAGAUGACCCAGAAGGUUUGGAGUUCCCUUGGGGGGCCCGGCCAUUCGGUGAAGUGGUUGCUGGGCCUGUCCUCCGAAAUAACGGCCAGACCCAGGAGAGCAGCGCCCUUGAGGGCUCCUACGUUGGCGUUUACUUCUCUGCACACUGGUGCCCACCCUGCAGAAGCCUCACCCGGGUACUAGUGGAAUCCUAUCGUAAGAUCAAGGAAUCCGGUCAUAAGUUCGAGAUCGUCUUUGUCAGCGCAGACAGGUCGGAGGAUUCGUUCAAGCAGUAUUUCAGCGAGAUGCCCUGGCUAGCUGUCCCAUACGAUGAUGAUGCCCGGCGCUCACGUCUCAACCGGCUCUACGGCAUCCAAGGCAUCCCGACCCUCAUAAUCCUGGACCCCAAGGGGGACGUGAUCACGCGACAAGGCCGGGCGGAGGUGCUGAAUGACAUCGAGUGCCGGGAGUUCCCCUGGCACCCCAAACCCGUCCUGGAGCUGAACGACUCCAACGCCGUCCAGCUGAACGAGGGCCCUUGCCUCGUCCUCUUCGUAGAUUCCGACGACGAUGGGGAGUCGGAGGCCGCCAAGCAGCUGAUCCAGCCCAUUGCCGAGAAAAUAAUUGCCAAAUACAAAGCCAAAGACGAAGAGGCUCCUCUGCUGUUUUUCGUUGCCGGAGAGGAUGACAUGACCGACUCCCUUCGGGACUUCACCAACCUCCCAGAGGCUGCUCCUCUUCUCACCAUCCUGGACAUGUCUGCCCGUGCCAAGUACGUCAUGGACGUCGAGGAGAUCACACCCGACAUCGUGGAAGCUUUUGUGAAUGACUUUCUUAUGGACAAGCUUAAACCGGAGCCCAUCUGAAGAGAAGCAGAGGCAGGGUUGAAAAGGGGAGGGGGGGCCUCUUUUUUUCCCCGCCCCCACUCCCAGCUUGGACCUUAUUUAAAAAAUUGCAGGAUUUUUCUCUCUCUCCAGCUCUGUGCACAACGUUAACUCUUGACGUUCUUGUGGUGCCUUGUCUUUUUCCAAACACAGCAGUUUCUCUCUUCUUGAUUUCUCCUCCUAACCAAACUCUUUUUAAAAAGGUGCUGCAUUUCAGCUGGGAGACGCUGGCCAGAGGAGGCUUGGCUUGUAGUUUCCGGGGUUGUGAGGGGAAGCGGGAGAUUUCUCAAGAGCCCAGGUGAAGGGGAAAUGAUGGAUUUCCCAUGGUACCAGGCAGAGCUGUGGCUGCAUUCUGUUUUUUUUUUUAAUUAAAAAAAUCUCUGCUGGUCACUCAUGAAACCUAACAAAUCAGUAAU
This is a messenger RNA of Zootoca vivipara (common lizard), 1917 nucleotides long. RefSeq names its product nucleoredoxin (gene NXN). Gene Ontology annotation, cellular component: nucleus. Gene Ontology annotation, molecular function: thioredoxin-disulfide reductase (NADPH) activity. NCBI's taxonomy places the organism in Eukaryota, Metazoa, Chordata, Lepidosauria, Squamata, Lacertidae. The record is from RefSeq and is a predicted model, not a curated record. Gene Ontology annotation, biological process: negative regulation of Wnt signaling pathway; negative regulation of protein ubiquitination.